AUCUGCCAAGCCAUUGCAGGAGACAUGCGCCGACACCUGCGGUCAAAGGCGAGAGAACACUACCGCGGCGAGGACGCGGUGCCGACCAUGGCCGCCGCCAUCUUCCGCAAUGCAGUUCGACGACAGCGCAAAGAAGACAGAGUUCAAGAUGCAGGAGCACAGGUGAUCGACGCCGCGCAACGGGCUUUCUCGCAGACGGCUGGCGCGCGCGCCGCGGCAAAGUGCAAG
Prorocentrum cordatum is the source of this 228-nucleotide messenger RNA. The record is from the annotation of a GenBank genome assembly. NCBI's taxonomy places the organism in Eukaryota, Dinophyceae, Prorocentrales, Prorocentraceae.